Messenger RNA from Exophiala dermatitidis NIH/UT8656, 3158 nucleotides. RefSeq names its product cholesterol esterase. The transcript is spliced from 3 exons. Gene Ontology annotation, biological process: lipid metabolic process. Bases 222 to 2936 code for a protein of 904 amino acids. Lineage: Eukaryota; Fungi; Ascomycota; Eurotiomycetes; Chaetothyriales; Herpotrichiellaceae. The record is from RefSeq and is a predicted model, not a curated record.
GCCAUUGGACGCAUUCCAGCUCGAUUGCAUGCAGUGCAGGACACUCGAUCGGGUCCCUGUACAUUUGCAUGUGCUGUUCAGAUGCAUUCGAACAGCUGCCCGGUACCUCUCCUUUGUUGGGUUCCAUUCCCUCGACGAUGGCUUUCGAUGUACAACUGACUUGCCGUCGUUACCUGUCACCAACGUUGUCGAUCCACCUGCUCUGAACCCUUUCCAUCACAAUGGCCCGGGUCCCUUUCAUUGGCAGGCUCUUUCUGCGAGAAUACCUGGCUCUUUUUGGAUCACUCAUUCUCGUGGCUUUGGAAGUCCUGGUGCGAGCAAUUACCCUCGGACUUCCGCAACCCAUCAUCCGCUUCUGUUAUAACACCUCUAAGAGUCUGUUCAACAUACUGUCUUCCCAGAAGUCACGACAAGCCAGAUCGACACAAAGAUCCAUCUACAGCUCCAUCGCAACAUGCUCCGACUUUACUGAACUCUGCGCGUCGUGGGGAUACUAUGCCGAAGAACACAUUGUACAGACAGGAGAUGGAUAUCUACUGGGCGUACACAGAUUGCCAUUCCGGAAGGGCGAGGAAGAGACCGGCGUCCGAGUCAACGCUGGGCCAGAUUCCAUCAAGAAACCCGUGGUGUAUCUGCAUCAUGGUCUCCUUAUGAACAGCGAGGUAUGGGUCUGUAUCACGGAAGAAGAACGAUGUCUUCCAUUCGUCCUAGCCAGUCAAGGAUACGACGUCUGGCUCGGUAACAACCGAGGCAACAAAUAUAGCAAGAAGUCGACCAGGUCAUCGCCGACAUCUCCUGAGUUCUGGAACUUUUCGAUCGACGAGUUCGCCUUUCAUGACAUCCCCAACACAAUUGAUUAUGUCCUCAAUACGACGUCUCAGACGUCAUUGUCAUACAUUGGGUUCAGUCAGGGCACUGCCCAGGCCUUCGCAAGUCUAUCUAUUCAUCCAGGCCUCAAUGACAAAGUGAACCUCUUUGUUGCUUUGGCCCCGGCCAUGGCUCCCGCCGGCCUCAGCAACGGCAUUGUGGAUUCUUUGAUCAAAACCAGUCCGGACGUUUUGUUCUUGGCUUUUGGUCGAAAGUCCAUUUUGUCUUCGGCCACCAUGUGGCAGUCCAUUCUGUACCCGCCUAUAUUCGUCCGUUUGAUUGACAUGUCUCUAUCUUCCCUCUUUGCCUGGUAUGGCCGAAAUAUUUCGCUGCAACAGAAACUGGCAGCCUACCCCCAUCUGUACAGUUUCACUAGCACGAAAUCAGUUGUUCACUGGUUCCAAAUCAUCCGAAAUAGGUCGUUUCAAAUGUACGACGACGAUUCCUCGAGCAAAUUCAGUAUCGGGGCCAGAAACCGGUAUUACAAAGUGGCCAAGUUUCCUACGCGCAACAUCAGAACUCCCAUCGUCUUGGUUUAUGGUGGGAGUGAUUCGUUGGUCGACAUUCGAAUCAUGCUAAAAGAAUUACCGCGCCACACGAUCGCGGCCGAGAUACCGCAUUACGAGCACUUGGAUUUCUUGUGGGCACAGGAUGUCCACACUCAGGUGUUCCCGCACGUGCUGGACGCGUUGCGGUACUAUGCGCUCGGCCGGACCUCGAAUGGGAUACCCCAGAGUCUAGCUAUCUCCAUGGCUGACACAGCUCAGCUCUACGAACGCCGCAACAACAGCGAAAGCGCCUCAAGUACAUGGUCUGAGGAGGACGACACAGGCGGUUAUUCAGACUAUGACGGGGUCAACGAUUCGCCACGUACGCGGAGAUCCAAAGCCAAGGUCCACCCCAGGUCGAAACCCAAGUCGUUUGCUCAACAACAGCGCGAAAGCCAGUAUCAGCAUGGUCAGCUAGUCGCAAGCCCUCAUACCGGCAGGCGGAGGUCGGCGUCGUCUCCACAAGCCUCAACGUCAGGAUUCAUGAACUGGGUAGGCCAGUAUUACAAUUUCCCCACGAGAGGUGAGCAAGGGCCAAAGGUUCAGGCCGGGGCGAAGUUAGGGUCUAAAUCCAGCAUCGAGCAUCGCCAACAACAGCAACAGGGGGAGCAAGGGCCAGGAGAAGCCAUCCCAUCAUCUAUUUACCAAUGGUCACCGUCGCAAAUGCCCCGAUCGACUCAAUAUCAGAUUGGAAUCGACUCUCCGGUCACGCCCACAAGUUCAGUCUCCGCUACAGCUUCCGGAUCGCGAGGACCAGUGAUACCCUCCUCCGCCGCGAGUAUGACGCACAGAGUGGGAAGUGCUGGGGGGAGUGCGGGUGCAGGAACACGAACAGGACUGGGGAUUGAAACGCAAGCACCGAACCAUCACAGGGGAUAUGAAGCAGCACCAGCAGCAGCAGCGGCAGAAGACGACGAAGAUGCAAAUGCCGAAGCGAAAGCAGAUACAAGAGGGCGGAUAUCUCCACAUAUCGGUACACCGUCAUUAUCACCUUCGCCUGUAUUGUCAUCACAUCAUCAUCAUCAGCAUCAUCAUCGGAGCCACCACCAGCGCGGCGGUACUAGCAGCGACAAAAUACGUGAAGGAUUAUGGUCACCAUCUGUUCCUUUACAAUCCCAUCCAAGAUCGCCGUCGCCAUCACAGGCAGAGUCACGGCACAGUCCGACAGCAACAGCAGCGGCAACUACACCAAUCAGAGCAGGAGCGGGAUCACCGUCACCAUCGCCAUCGUCAUUACCUCGGCCAGCAGCAGAUCAUAUCAUACUUUCCGGGAGCCAUCUUCGGUCAAGGUCAAGAUCUGGCUCGGUCACCGAAUCCGCUGGCACCGCCGCCACCGGCUCAGGUCGAUCGAGUCCGAACCCAAAUCCAAAAACAGGCUCUCCCACGACGGCCACCACAGCCGCUUCGAAACAAGUUCGCCAAAGGCACUCUUUUACUCCCAAGGGAAUUAGGGUUGGUAGUUCCAAGCCGAGCGUUGGGGCCGCUCAACCAUCGGGUCCUCAACUGCCUCCUACCUCUUAGCGAUAAAACGAUAUCAAAGUACGGAGGAUUGAGGGUAGUAGUAUUUGGCUAUCUACCUUAUUUUUGGACCAUAGACGCUUAGGUUGAUAGAUAAAUACAGUCAAUAUACGCCAGGCCGAUCUAUGAAUCCACUGUCGCUACAGUGAGGAAAAACAGGGACUGCAAAGGUAUGAAUGAUAAUUGAAUACGUAUUAUGAUAUUGAUAUUGAUAUUGAUACUUUA